Talaromyces stipitatus ATCC 10500 is the source of this 2066-nucleotide messenger RNA. RefSeq lists its product as uncharacterized. NCBI's taxonomy places the organism in Eukaryota, Fungi, Ascomycota, Eurotiomycetes, Eurotiales, Trichocomaceae. The transcript has 4 exons. The record is from RefSeq and is a predicted model, not a curated record. The coding region runs from base 192 to 2066 and encodes 624 amino acids.
GAGCUGACAGUAGAAUUUGAAUCGAUAUAAAAAAAGAAGAUGGAAACAUCUGGACUCGGUAGGGCCUGGGAAAUCUAGUUAAGGUGUGAUUGCGCUGAGUUACGAUGCAUUGCAUCUCCAUCUCAUGAGGACAAGGCAUAAUAUCAAACAUCAUCUCAUUCCACGCCAAGCCACAACAUCAAGCAAGCAAUAUGGCAAAAUCCGACUCUCAGAGACAAUCCGCAGCACAAAUAUUUGAAUUCGUCACUUUUGAAGAUGCGCAUCGUGCCCGAAGCUAUGCUAUGCGACAGUCAUGGCGGAAGAGGAAACAAAAGAUCCUUUCUCAGCAUCAAGAAGACAGCAAGGCAGGAGAAAACGGUAAUGGAUCAAAAGUGAAGCCCGUGCAAAGAAAAAGGCGUAGACCUUUGGCUGCUAAAAAAGCUAUAAAAUCCGAGGGUUUGCAUCCGGAGGAUGGAUUCCAGGCGUUGGUGGCCAAAGAUGUUGAUUGUAUGGACACCGACUCCGAGCUCAAUACCUUCCAUGGAGACAUUGAUAAUUUCAACUUUGGUGAUGAAAUGAUAUAUGUCCCGAAUGACUAUGAACAGUUCCUUAACAUGUCAGAUCAAGAUUUGCAAUAUCUUGCUAGCUUUGGGCAAGACGACUUGAUGAACAUAUAUUACGACGAACUCUUAUCUGAAGCUUUUCCUACUGUUGCUAUGGAUCAGAUCCUAUCACCAUUGGCUUUGGAUCCUUUUGAUACUUUCCCGAUCAGUCUGACAACCAGGCAUCAUGAACUACUCCAUCACUGGCUAACUUCGCACUCGGCAAUGGUGUUUGACACCGAGACUCCUUCAGCACUUAAUAUCAGCUUUAACCCCAUGCGGGAUGUUUGGUUUCCCCUUGAUCUAUCAAAUGCGGCAUCUUUCUAUGGCAUAAUGGCGCAUUCUGCGGCUCAUUUAGCCUAUCUUCAUGGCCAGAAACAUGCCGUUGAAGUCCUCAAAUACAAAUCCGAAGCUGUCUCGUUGAUCAAUCAGUGGAUGCAAGACGAGAAAACAGCAUUAGAGGAUGCGACUUUUGCGGCGGUUGUGAGGUUACUUACUUUUGAGAGAUACUGGGGAACAGAGGCAGUCUGGCGCAUCCAUCGUGAUGGACUGGAUAGAAUGAUCCAAGCACGGGGAGGACUCGCAUCACUGAAAAAAAAUUGGCGAUUAGGGCUGGUGCUACAAUUAAUAUCAUUGAUGUCGAAACCAUCAUGGUUCUAUCCGUCCAACAAUAUAUCCGAAAUAUCAGAUUCCUUCAGUUAUCUCCGCAUAACAGAAGAAUCAGCAUCUCCUUUCUCCGAACCCAGUACCCCAACCGGCCUAAAAAUAUACGGCAGCAACUCCAACAACUCCGAAAUACCAAAACUCCGCUCUUUAUGGCUCAUUUCUUUCAUUCAGGACAUGCGAAGUCUCAUGGCUAAUUCGAGUAAUCUCCAAUCCGUGGGAUUAUGGCAUUACCAUUCCAUCUACGAGGCUGUCACGAUUCUUCGCAGUUCGUUCCUGGAAAGUAUGCGACAUCCAGAGGAUGCCACAGCGAAUGUGCAUGAACAUGAUCGUAUCGCAUGUUUGUUUUAUAUUGGCGUUAUGAUCCAGGAAUGCGUUUCGUCAAAGUACCAUAAUACGAUUGCCACCGCUGCACCAGAGAGAGACGACAACGUCAAAUCGAUUUCUCCAUCUAAUCUAUCGAUGUGCACUGUUGACGUUGAAGUAGAUGAGAAAUCAUACGACCGCCUUGCAACGCUCGAUAAGGAGAUGCGUGAUCACAAAUCGAUCUGGAUGGCCUCAAUCCCGCAAUUGGAGGGAUUCUUGCUGAACCAUUUCAUGAAUCAUCUGGGAAAUGUGAAUAGAGCGGAAUAUGUACUUCAUAUGACCGAAGUAUUAACCUCUUUGAGUCGAGAGGCCCGGAACGGGGUGGAAAGGUGUUUACUAAACAUGUUUGGGGGAAGGUACAGCCAUAUUGAGUCCCCUAUUAGCAGCGGGACUGCUGCUGGGAUUGAUAAGGAAUGGACGGUUGAUGAGUUAUUGAUGUCUAUUCACGGUGGUUAA